Messenger RNA from Mus caroli (Ryukyu mouse), 2369 nucleotides. Lineage: Eukaryota; Metazoa; Chordata; Mammalia; Rodentia; Muridae. The record is from RefSeq and is a predicted model, not a curated record.
CGGUCAGUUAGUUGACAGGUACUCCGUGCGCGAAUCACAGGCUCUCAAGGAGUGGGGAUUCCGGAAAGGGAAGAAGCACACCCCCAGGAAAGGAGCCUCGGGUUUCACACCCCUUCNGGCCAUGCCCAGGGAGUCUGAGGGAGGUGGCUACGAGGUAUCACCUGGCGAAGGAACCUUCUCUUACCGCCAUGCCUUCGGACUUCUUUCUGCAGCCUCUGGACGGCGGUCCUCGCGUACCCGUGGGGCCGGGGCAGACUGUGAUAGGCCGCGGGCCGCUGCUGGGAAUAACAGACAAAAGAGUAUCCAGAAGACAUGCCAUUCUUGAAGUGGUUGAUAGUCAGCUUCGAAUCAAGCCAAUUCAUAGGAAUCCAUGUUUCUACCAGUCCUCGGAGAAGAGCCAACACUCGCCAAUGGAGACGCAAGUGUGGAGCCAGUUGCAUCCCGGGGAUAGCUUUUCCCUGUUACUUGACAAGUAUGCUUUCCGUGUUUUCUCUNCAGAAUCUGAAGUGGAGAUGGAGUGUACUCUGAGAAACAGUCAGAUGCUUGAUGAAGAUGAUAUAUUGAGUGAGAUGCAGAAGUCCCCUGUGGUUAACUUACCUGNUAAGACAACUGGUGCCUCACAGCUGCAAGGAAGCNCUGAAAUAACCAAGACCAAGUGUCCCACCAUAGAUCCUAUGUCCUCUUCAGGUGAAUGCAGAGCGUUCNGUGAGCACCAGCCACGUCCUACCCAGAGGAAAAGAAUCCUCCCAGCUUGGAUGUUGGCGGCAAGUCUAAGUGAUCGGAGCCUCUCCACACCGGCUGAGGGGGGAGGUAGGUUCCAGGCUUUGCUACUGUUGAGUGUCGAGGAAGCAUUAAAGACAAUGUUAGGUUCUUCUCAGCAAAUAGANGUAGAGUGGUGGCUGCAUGCGGGCACACUGACCUUGAACUCAGAGAUUGGUGGGAUUAAAGANGUGUGCCACCACUGCCCGACAUUUGCCUUUUUUAAUGAUGCCUUUUCUGUAUUUCUUUUACAGAAUGUUCCAGAAUCGUCAUCUUCAAACAUAGCAAAGGACCCAGAUGUGGAUAUUGUGCAGACAAAUAAACAGAAGGACGGGAUUUUAAAAGAGGAACUUGGUGAGGUCUCUAAACAUAAAGCCGCCACCAAACCAACCACAAACGAAGAGGGCGAGAGUUGUGCAAGUGUCCAAAGCAAGUCACCUCCUGAGAAAUCUCAAGGAGGCCAUCCUGAGUCCAGCUCUGCUCCCUCCAGUCCUGAUGCUUCGCACACAGACACAGCUGACCCAGUGCUGGGCUGUUCAGAAGAAAGCAAGGUCCGGAGGANGGCCUGCAUGUAUGGGGCCAACUGCUACAGGAAGAACCCCCUCCACUUUCAACACUUCAGCCACCCUGGUGACAGUGACUAUGGAGAGGUACAUGGCACAGAUGAAGGUGUGAUUGGUGACAGGCCCGAGUGUCCCUAUGGGGCGUCUUGUUACAGGAAGAACCCCCAGCACAAGAUGGAAUAUAGGCACAGUGCACUUCCGGCCAGAGUUGCUCUGGAUGAAGAUGACGAUGAUGUCGGGCAACCCAGUGACGAUGAGGACGAGGAAGACUAUGAGCCGACAGAUGAAGAUUCUGAUUGGCAACCAGGAAAGGACGAUGAGGAGCNGGAAGAUGUGGAUGAGCUUUUGAAAGAAGCAAAAAGGUUUAUGAGAAGGAAGAAGUAGCGUUUCUGCAGUGACUCACAUUUGCUUUUUUUUCUCUGUGGGAAACAUAAUCAUUUUUUUCUUUUAAUAGUUCUUUGCUCUUGAAACAUUGAAACACCAGCCGUCAGUGAAAUAGGUGGGAUGUAUGCUAUUGCCUAUUUUAGUGCCUGUUUAAUGCAUCCAUCAGUGAAAGCAGGUAAAGAGGUUGGGCAGUCUGAUAUUUUCAAAUACUUUACAUACUGCAAAUAAAAAGCCAUAGGUUGUACAAACCUUUGAUCAUCUGCCCUGAGGUCUUUAUAGAGCACCCUGCAAGCUUAGCCAGGUGAUUACAGAACAGUGGAAGAGCCAACCCCACACUGCUGUUGAAAGAGUCCCUCACAAAGCUAGACUCUAACAAAUGACAGCCAGCAGUGUGCCAUGUCUCUAAUAUAUUAGAUGUGGCUUUCUGAUUUCAUUUANGGCUUUUGUCCUUUGAAUCCUGGGAAGACUAUUAACAAAAAGAUGCUGAAAAUGAUCCUGUUAACCUAUAGGGCAGCAGUACUCACCUAUAGGGCAGCAGCACUUACCUAUAGGGCAGCAGUACUCACCGUGCAAGGAAAUGGUUUUUGUGCAUCCCCAACUGUGUAUGUAUAUCUGUGAGAGUAUAAAGAAGACUGCGGAGCCCUUGCAUGACUCUCACACUGC